GGACAAAGCAAACGAGUCGCAAAACAUUCUGUCAAAGUUGUUGCUGUUUUCGACUUUUAUGCAUAGGAAAAUUUUUUCGCUUCUCGCAAUAAAAGAAUACCAUACAAAAACAAAGAAAAUGUUGAAAAGUUAAAACCAGUACGAAACAACUAAACUUUCAUCGAUUGUGACUAAGUGGUAAUGAACAAAUCGAAAAAGUUAAAUACGCAGCGGCCACAGAAAAACCACGGCGUAGAGACCUUAGACAGACUGAAGCUUAGCUAACGUCCUCAACGGUGGCGAUGGAAAAUUUGCAAGGGCGUAACUCAAGCGGUAGUAAUGGUACUCUAUUCAAAAAUAAUUCUGACACAGAAAACUUAAGUGGUGGUCGCUGUAACCAAUCGACGCAUGUAGGCGCUGGCUUUGUGGCAACCAAGGCUUUUGCAGCGGUGCAGGGUGAAUGCAAUUGUCUCGGUGGUAGUAGCAGUGUCGGCGGUAGCAGCACCAGCUGGUUGUCUUGCGGCCAACAACAUAUAAACAAUAACAACAAUAAUCAUACAACGGAUGUGCAAAGCAAGUGCAAUGUCGGCAUAACAACAACGACAGCGAUGACGGCCACAGCAAGCAUUGCGACCGUAGCGUUGGCAAAUGUGACAACAGAUGCGUCAUGUACCGGCAUCGGCCAAAUAAAUGCUGGUAGUGGUGGUGAUGGGGGUGAAGUUGACGGUUGUGACAGCAAAACAGUUGGGGUUGUACGCCCAGGCUUUGGCAUGACAGAAAGCAUGAGCCUGGCAGUUGCCACGUCCAAAAUUAACGGCGGUACAGAGUUAAAGUUAAAUGGUGGGACUAGCGUCACCGUAGACACAGCUGCAGCACCACAGGAUACAAUGGCAGCAUCAGCUGCUGCUGCUGCUACGCCUAGCGAUUUCCAUGCUUGCACUUUUGAUGUAUUCUCAGCAGCCGCAGCUGCAGCUGGAGCAGUAUCGCGUAGCGCCUCUCUCAACAACUCCACCGAAAAUCUGAGUUACGCGAGUGAUAAUUACUAUGGCGAUGAUUUACUGCUAUUAGAAGGCGAUGAUGACGUAGACGAUGUGGAUGUUGACGCGGAGGAGAUUUCGCUUAAUUCGGAUGAUUGUGUUUACGCGUAUCGCGGAGAUGGCGUCGAUUUUGAUCUCGCACUGGAUACUAUUUCCGGACGUGGGCAUGGCACUGGGAAUACCUGCAUGGCUGAUGAUGAAACGGACUUUCUUGAAAUGGAUUUUGAACCGGACCCCUUAUCGGAGGUAGAGUAUGGUUCCGUGGAGACGGCACCCGGACACGGCGAUGCUUUUCUAAUGCAACGCGAUGCCUGCCAUUUAAGUGGCCGACAUUCAGCGACGCUAGGACACUACAGCAAUGGCGCUGCGGCUGCGCAAAGGCUCCUUUUCAGUUCUCCAAUCGAUGAUAGUUUGCCACCGCCACCCGCUAAAACGCUGCAAUCCCAACUAAUGCUCAGUAAGAACUUUGCGCGAAUAACCAUGCAUUUAGAUCAGAUAAAGGGCGAGAAUGGCGACAGCGAUGCUUACGAGCAUGUACAAAGCGAUCGCGCAUCUGCGCUGGGCAUGGCGGACGAUACAGUGGAUGCUGUGCCAACCAGCAAAGUGCUUAACGCCGCACACUCGCUGCCCAAUGCGUUACUCUCGAAUUUCGGACGUGAUCUACUACACGCCAAGGAGGAGGGCAAGUGCAGUCAAUUGAAAGUGACAGGCGCCAAACCGAAACGAUUCUCCACAUUUUCUACAUCCUCGUCCACAUCUUCCAAAAAUUCAUCGAAAUCGCGCAAUUCGCUGCGCUCAACAUAUGCUCUCACAACGCUUUGUAAUAGCACAAGCUUCGACGAGCGGAGCGCCAGCUGCGCCGAGUUUCGCUGCUCCGCGCCCAAGGUCGGCAUGAGCACCGAUAAUUGCAUGCACACCGAAACCCAUCUAGUCAGCAACACAGCCAAUGCAGCGCCAACCAACGACUGCGACGAUUUGAGCGUGAACGACGACACGUGUCUGGAUUGUUUGGAAAAGGAAUUUCUUGCAAACACAAUUGGCAAGGCCAUCGACACGAAUGAUUGUACACGUUGUCGCAAGCGCAGCAGCAGCAGCAUAGCGCUCUUCAAGCGCGCUACACUUGGCACGUCGGCGGGAACACCACGCUGUCGCAGCGGUUCGCCAUUGAUACUGCGUGACGCCCACGAUGAGUGCAUGCUCGGCACAGCAAUCGGCGAUUACUUGCAGCCGCGCUGUGUGGACUGGGCUAGCUCGGCCUUUCGGGAUAUACGCAUGAUGAAGGACGACCGGUGGCUGGGCGACAGUGUUAGUUGUGAUGAUAGCGGACCGUGCGCUGGUGAUCCAAAGUUAAAAAUGAAACCGCGCGUGCGUACUCGUGUGCGUGCGCGCACCUGCGACGCUGAGGUGUUGCAACAAUUUAAAAGUGAGGAGGAUGCGUCGCAGCUAAGACGCACGGCUGCGGCUGACAGCGGCUUUGACAACGAGCUUCUGUUGAAAAACUUACUACUGACUGAAAAGGAAACUGUUACAGUUCCGACUUUAAAUUUAAGCGAGGAGUUGCUAGUGCAGGCACUGGAUAAACUUCAUGUAUCAUAUAAUUUGGAACUGAUCAAAUCGCAUCUUAAUUAUGUCUCGAAUACUGCUACAACGACUAAAAUAACAACAACAACAGCAACGCAAAUAUUCACCAUGCUAGACAAACAGAAAGGCUUGAAGGAAUUCAAGGACUUAAAGCAUCUGCUGUUGCACGAAUCGAAGAAACACGGCAACCACCCAAAACUGAAGCGUUUAAUUGAGCUGGCUACGCGGCAGCAGGUGGCGGUGGAAUUUCAACAGGACUCGAAGGACAACACAACAACAUUUGUGCCGCUUAAAGUCGCCGAUAUACUGCAGCAGUGGGUGCGCACAAAGAAUCUCAGCGUACUCCAGCAUUUAGACAAACGUUUUGUCGAAGCGAAUGUUUUGGGUAAAAUCGCCAAUAUUAUACGCCAGGCGCAGCAGCGUUGUACACCGCGACGCCCACUGCCCGAAUACAUACUGAUACCACAGUAUUAUCCUGCUGGUGUGCUAAGGCUUACAAGAAAAACUUAAAUUUUUUGCUACAAUAAGGAACUGCGAUUUGUAUGGCUGUUUUACAUAAAUUUAAUUUGAAAUACAAAACCAACAAAAACUUAUAUGAAUUAUUAUGCGCGCUGCCGUAGGCCACAAUAAUCAUACAUAAUCACACGCAUACACACACUAUGCUUAAACGAAUGCAAUAUUAUUACUUAAAAAAACAAAACUUUACAAACAUAUAUAUUAUAUAGUAUAUAUAUAUGAUAACUGCUAUCGACUUGUCGGUCAAAAACGAAGCAAAGCAAAAACAAGCAGACUUAGAAUUACUUAUACAUAUUACAAUGACAUAACGCAACCUAUACGCAUAAACCGAUAACUGUUUGUAUGUAAAUAUAGCAAAUAUGAUAAUGCAAUUGUUUAGAAUUUGUUUUGUUGGGACAGCGUUUAUUCCAAAAAAAAAAACACAAAAAAACACGAAAAAACGAAAAGCGCUCUGUGGCAUUGCAUGUAAUGUUAAUUUAUUCCUAUAACUUAUAUACUUAGAAAUAUACACAUUAUUAUAUUUAGAUACUCAAUGUUUGUAUGUAUAGCAAAGCAACAUAAUAUUAACGCAAAUUAAAGCUAUUAUAAUUAAUUAGGCGAUAGUGUUUAGAAUGUUGUAAUUACACACACUCACACACAAACAUGCAAGUAUACACCCAAGCACACCCAUAUGCACCAGCAUUAAACGAAUAUUAAAUAAUCUUUGUGCAACCGCUCAUGCAGCAUAAUCUCAUACAUAUAUAUACAUAUACAUAUACAUAUACAUAUGUAUUAAAGUUAUUGUAGAGUAUGUCUAACAUACGCUUAUGUGGAGCGCCAGCAUGCGCUUCUUUUGCCCCACACACAUUGAACUCAUUGAAAAAGUAUAACAUAAAUGUAUGUAUGUAUGUCUGUUUGUUAAAUGAUAUUACAAAACUAACAACAAUAUGUAUGUACGAAUAGUGCUGAUUAGUGCGUUUAGCGUUUAAAAAACAAAUACAUACGCAUAUGCAAUUUAUCUCA
Molecule: messenger RNA, 4115 nt
Organism: Bactrocera oleae (olive fruit fly)
Lineage: Eukaryota; Metazoa; Arthropoda; Insecta; Diptera; Tephritidae
Source: RefSeq, a predicted model, not a curated record